Messenger RNA from Corythoichthys intestinalis (scribbled pipefish), 4909 nucleotides. RefSeq names its product ubiquitin domain containing 1a (gene ubtd1a). Gene Ontology annotation, molecular function: protein binding. The coding region runs from base 1768 to 2577 and encodes 269 amino acids. The transcript has 4 exons. Lineage: Eukaryota; Metazoa; Chordata; Actinopteri; Syngnathiformes; Syngnathidae. The record is from RefSeq and is a predicted model, not a curated record.
AUUCUCCGCGGUGAAUAGGAACUUUUUGAAACCCAAAAAGGUUCAGCGGUCCUUUCCAAGCGGUCCAUUUCAUUCAGGAGCAUAAAAUGACUGCCUGAAAUAUGAAAUAAACAUGCUUUUUGCUGUCAUAGGCACUUUAAGUAGCUCAUUUGUCAAAACUCUAAAUCAAGGUAUUACUUUCAGCAUUUAAAAAAACAUGCAUACAAAUAUUCAGUGUUGUUUUUCAUUGUGAUGAUGAUUAUGAUGAUGUGCAAUUGUUGGGACUCAUACCUCAAAUCCUCUGAGCAGGUCAGACUAAAAUACCACUGAAGUCAAUGAUAAAUGACAAAAACUCUUGAGUAGUAUUAUUUAAUCAUUUGUUUCUAUGCUGGUCUGUCAAAAUAUGUAUUUAAGAGUAAUCGCCUAGUUGGGGACAAUUGGUGUACAGUGACUAACUGAAUAGUAUCUAGUGGGUAAGGCUGCAACAACUACUGUAAUUUUCGGACUAUAACCAGCUACUUUUUUCCCUCAUUUUGAAUCCUACGGCUUAUUUGUUGAUUUAUUGGGUUAAUAGGUAACACUUCAUUUGACAGCGGCGUCAUAAGACUGUCAUGCGACGUCAUAAUUAUGACAUGACACUAUCAGGGGGAUUAAUGAAUGCAUAUGACAGAUGUCAUCAAGUGUCAUCCGGAAAAUUAUGUCACUAACUCCAUUUAUGUCUAGCUCAGAUCUUGUACAUCCAUUCAAAAGUGAGAUAUUUUGCCAGAUGACACGAAAUGAAAUGGUCUAAUGACAGUCUUAUUGUGCCACCGUCAAAUAAAGUGUUACCAAAUACCAUAACUAGUAAUUAAUGAAACAACUGGAACAGUAACUGAAGAAAUAAUUAGCAAAGCAUACAUUUUGAUUGUUAUUUACAUCUGUAGCGCUGCAAUGCAUGCUAGGAGGCAUGUUGGACGACAGUAGUGUUAAUAGCAGGUGGCAGCAGACGUUGACUUUCUCCCUUAAGAGAGCAGUGAUGGCCAAAUGAAGAUUCAUGGAGCAAUGAAUGGUUUUUCAUUUGGUCUUAUGAGAGUCUUAUGAUGCCGCUGUCAAAUAAAGUCUUACCGGUUAAUAUCUUUUGGUGUAAAUAUCCCAUAAUAUAGUGAGGACAUCUGUGGCUUGUAGUCCAGUGCGGUUUAUCUAUGAACAAAUGCAGUUUUUUUGAAAAAUUCGGUGGGUGGCGGCUUAUAGUCAGGUGCGCCUUAUAAUCCGAAAAAUACGGUAAGCAAAGUUCUUGAGUCUGCAUAAUUUUGUGUUAUCGCACAGUUACAAUGCUUGUUUGCUGGAAAUUCAUUUCCAUAGUCAGUUUUUUUGUCACUUUAAUAAAUGGACCUCCUUUAAUAAAUCUCCAAUAGUGGUUGCCCCUUUAAUAGCCUGAAUUAAUUACCCAAUUUUUAAAAACUUUGAGAGACAUGGUCUCAAAGACAGUACACAAGUAGAAGUCCGUACUUGACAAGAAUUUGCACUGGUGACGGUUGUUCGCAGAAUUCCAGCCUAUGGAAUUUCUGACUGAGUUUAAGAGACUGCUAAUAGGUUUGGCAUGCUAGUGCUGGGCAUUUUUAUCCCUACCUCAAAUAGAAGUGAUAGGAUUAGACCAUGUGUCGAGAUGCAACCUUCAGAACGCCUGGCUUACUAUCCCCAGUUUGUAUUCUCGUUCCAUGAAAAGCAGGGACAAGAUAUUUAUGGCUUGUUGUUUGAACACCUUUAAGUGGAGGCGGGUGGGCGUUUAUUCCCAUGCACUCAAGUUAGAUGGUGAUGCGGAUGGUCCACUCAAACCAGACAGAGUGGUGUGUGUUGUCUUUUUUGUCUGAGACGACUGUGGGUAUAGCUGCAUUCACAACAAAUAGCAACACUGCUAUGGGAGUUCCCAACUCUAGGGAAUGCAACUACUACCACUCUCCAGAUCCACCUGUAAGGAUACUACUGAAAAGACGAAAUGAGCCUCUCAAGAAGGAGCGUCUCAAGUGGAAGAGCGAGUACCCGAUGACCGAGGGCCAGCUCAGGAGUAAACGGGACGAAUUUUGGGACACGGCUCCGGCUUUCGAUGGACGCAAAGAGAUCUGGGAUGCACUCCGAGCAGCAGCCUUGGCUGCUGAGUGCAAUGACCUGGAGCUAGCGCAGGCCAUCGUGGACGGAGCCUGCAUCACUUUACCUCAUGGUUCUCUCACGGAGAGUUACGAUGAGCUAGGAAACCGCUAUCAACUUCCAGCGUACACUUUGGUACCACCCAUCAAUCUAAUCAACGAAACAUGCAGUGAGAACAAAAUUUGUGAACCCACACAAAAGCAAGUGCAGCCUCCUCCCUGCAGGCAAGAGUUCCAGCUGCGUGUGCGACUGUCCUCCGGCGAGGAUGUGCGUCUUACAGCAAGCUUAGCUGACACCAUUGCCGAGCUGAAGAAACAGCUGGAGAAUCAGGAGGCCAUCGACGUGUCCCACCAGAGAUGGUUCUUCUCUGGUAAACUCCUCACAGACAAGACUCGUUUGCAGGAUGCUAAAAUCCAGAAAGACUUUGUUGUCCAAGUCAUUGUCAACAUGAACCCUCCAAUUAUAGCCAACUAAGAAAAUAAUGAAAGAGAAAGGAUAAAAUGGCCAGAACGAAAGAGGGAAUCAGAGCGAGACAGAACAGUUGGUCUUAAAAGUUUAUGCACUGGGAUUUUCUGUCAUUUUUUCUAUAAGAGUAUUGUUUUUAUAAUGUUCCUUUUUGUAUUCGUUUUCCCUCUUUUCCAGAUAAUAGACUCCUAAAAAAAAGCACUGAAAGACUUUGGAGCUGGGGUGGUCAACCAACAGUCAAUAGGACAUAAUGUACACAAAAGCCAAGAGCCUUUCAAACUACAAAUGCUGUUAAUAUAAUGGUAAACAUGGUAAACCCUCCUUUAAAAAUUGCUGACUCUUAGGGUUUUGUCUCAAAGGGAUAUUUUCUCUCCAGAAAGCCAGAACAUAGAAUAGAUAUUUAUGCCCAAUAAUGAAGUUUUUGAACAGACUACUGCAAACAGAAUGCGCAAUUAUUUCCGGUCGAACAAAGCUGGAACCUGCCAUAUCUCCUGUCAGUCAUUUGUCCCAUUGGAGAAGUUGGGCUGUUUGUCUGCAUGGCCCCUCACGAUAGCUGCAUCAGCUCUUGAUGCUCUUGGAAGGCUCUUCUGUCAACAAGAGGUUUCACAAGGGGUGUCAAACUCAUUUUUACCACAGGCCACAUCGUAAUUAUGCUUUUACUUCCAUAUGCAGAGGUGGGUAGAGUAGCCAAAAUUUUACUCAAGUAAGUGUAAAAGUAGCCAUCCAAAAAAUGGACUCAAGUACAAGUAAAAAAAGUACUUGGUGAAAAGAAUACUUUUAAUGAGCAACAUUAAUUGAACAUGAUUUGCAACAUGAUUGCAAUUACAAAUGCUAUAGUAGUAAUAUCUUCAUUUAUUUUGCUUGCACUGAAAAAACACAAAAGAGAAUGGGAAAAAAUAUUAAAUCAUUAUCAUUUUACACAAAACUCCAACAAUGGGCCGGACAAAAGUAUUAGCACCCUUUGAAAAAUCAUGUGAUGCUUCUCUAAUUUGUGUAAUUAACAGCACCUGUUACUUACCUGUGGCACAUAACAGGUAGUGGCAAUAACUAAAUCACACUUGCAGCCAAUUAAAAUGGAUUAAAGUUGACUGAACCUCUGUCCUGUGUCCACAAUGUGUGUACCACAUUGAGCAUGGAGAAAAGAAGUCAUGGGUCUGUCAGCGGGACAAUGACCCAAAACACAUUAGAAAAUGGUUUGAGAGAAAGCACUGGAGAAUUCUAAAGCAAUGAGUCUAGACCUGAAUCCCAUAGAACACUGUGGAGAGAUCUGAAAAUGGCAUCCUUCAACUCUCAGAGACAUUGAGCAGUUGGCCUAAAAAGAAUGGUCUAAACUUCCAGCAGAGCAUUGUAAGAAACACAUUGAUGGACAGCGGAAGGGACUGUUUCGCAGUUAUUUUGUCUAAAAGUUGUGAUACCAAGUAUUAGGCUGAGUGUGCCAAUACUUCUGUCCUGCCCAUUUUUGGAGUUUUGUGUAAAAUUAUAAUGAAAAUGUUUUCCGUUCUUUUUUGUGUUAUUUCAUUUCAAGCAAAAUAAAUGAAGAUAUAACUACGAAAGCAUUUGUAGUUGCAAUCAUUUUCUGGGAGAAAUUGAGCAUUAUCUGACAUUAUUUGGCCAGCACUGUAUCUCAAUAUUGACCACCAUCUACAAUUUUGGUAUUUUAGCUAGGACUAACUAGAAAAAGAAAAUGAUGUGGUUGACUGGAUCUGGCCCGCAGACCUCGAGUUUCACACCAGUGCACUAGAGCUUUUUCCUUUGUUCCUGACCUUGACACAGCUAAAACAACUUGGGUUUAAAUUGACUCAGGAGGAACACCAAUGUUUGCAAAAUGUAUUCAGCACAUUGAGAGAAUAUCAUCAUAAAAAUGUAUGCCUAAGCCGUUGACCCGAUCAUUUUAGGAAGUAUGAAAUGUGAAGCACCCUCUCCUGAAUUUUAAUGUCAAUCUAUAAAUUGGGUCAAAAAUUACCCCAGAGAUAACAGAAGGGUUCAUCAUACAGUACUUUGUUUUCACGAUUUUCGUAUGACCUACAGAUAACAUUAAGAGGACAGGUUUCUCACCUGUUAUAGAUGAAAAGUCCAAUCUCAAAAUUCACAUCCCUGUUUGUUUUGUGAAUUUCACCUCCAUUGGUUACAACCCUUGCGUUUUUGUCUUUUGUCUCAGUGGCAAACUCAUGUUUGCUCAGUGAUCCCAAAAUAGAAAAAUCAAUGCACUAAUUUUUUGUGUGUGUGUGCGUGUAAUUUAAGAGCGUGACAAGGAGGAAAAUGUAAAUAUAUACUUCUACGUGUUGUUUUGACAAAUGACUUUAUUCCAAAUAAAGACCAUAUGCUAUCAUAUGAUUGAUUC